Molecule: messenger RNA, 1083 nt
Organism: Cinara cedri
Lineage: Eukaryota; Metazoa; Arthropoda; Insecta; Hemiptera; Aphididae
Source: the annotation of a GenBank genome assembly
AUGCCUAGUUGUUUUAUAUGUGGGAGAACUAGAAAUGUUAAAUCUAAAUCCGAAAACAUCACUUCACAUUUGCCUAAGGUUAAAAAUGAAUAAACCUAAAAUAAAAAAUUAUUAUUUUUUAUUUCAAUCACAAUGUACUACUGGCUUACACAAUUAGAUAAUAUUUUAUCUUAUCAAUAUUGAUUUAAAACUGGCUAUUAAAUUAGGUAGAUUCUGUUAUUCUUAUAAACUAAUUGUAAUAUAUAUACAAGAUUAUUAUUGUUCCAGUUUUCUUAUAAAAAGUUGUAUUUUUCUAAAAUGGAAUGAAUUUAUUAUUAGAAAUAACCGAACUCUGGAAGAUAUCAAUAAGUUAUAUGUUAUAUGUUCUUGUAAUUUUAUACCAGUCUUUUAUAUCUUGUACAUAAUCAAUACAGAAUAUUACAAAAACAUGCUGUACUAAGUAUAAUAAUAUAUAAGGUGAAAUGUGUAAGUAUUUAGGUUAUAUAUUUUAUUGAAAAUAGUUUAAAUAUAUGGUUUUUUAUAAAUUUAUUUUCUAUAUUAUAGGCAAAAAUUAUAUUUUCUGAACUUAAAGAAGAGGUUCCAAACCAACUCAUAUAUUACUGUAGUUCAAAUCUUCAAAUAAAAAGGAUCCUACUUAAAGUAAUUACAUUUAUUUUUUUUUAAAUUUAUCUAGCACCUAUUACUAAUAAUUUACUUUUUAGCUAACUGAUAAUAGUGAACCUGAGAAGGGUAUUCUACCAUUAGCUGAUCUUGAUUUGGAUCAAUCUAUAGAAAGUGUUUCAUCAGAUACCUUUAAUUUGUUGAUUCUUAUUGUUGCGGUAAGCAAUUUAUAGUUAUACCUAAUAAUUUAUUUUAUUUAAUAUUCAUCAAUAAUUUGUUCUUUAGAAAAAAGUUAAUUCAUCCAAUUAUACUGCCUCUACUGCUUCUGCUGAGGAUACACCAAGACACUAUUUUCUUAAAUAUGGAAUUUGUCAGUUGUCUAAUGAAAUUCAAAUCAAAAACAGUAAAUUAAGAAAAUUACAACAAACUAUUCAACAUCAAAACAAAAAAAUUUCUUUAUGUCAGUUAUCAUUAAAAGUUUAA